AUGAAUCUUAUUGAUGCUCUCUUUACAUGGCCGUUUGUGCUGCGGGGUAAUGAUGUCAUGGUGUCACAAUGGUCUGCCAGGCACCAACGCCGAACAUCGGAGUCCUCUCUGCCGACCGACGUCAACGACGCGUAUCGCUCAUCAGGCGUGCCCUUAAAAGCCAUCGACAACAUCGCAGAGAUUGUGCAGCUCAUUCAGGCUCGCGACGCAUAUUUCGACCUCGACUCUCUGUGGGCGGCUGGGGGACUCUUUCGACAGGCGCUGCAGGGCAGGACCAACGAGUCUCACUUCACGAGAGACAUUGCUUCCAAGGUGAAGAAGAGGAUUGCUGCGUUGGUCAAGGACGGUGGUGUUGAUGCUUUGCGCACUGCUCAAUCUCAAUCUGCACCCGACGCUGAGGAACCCCCCGCUGCUGCUGCUUCUCCUUCUCCCUCCGACUUUGACGAGAUGAACGUGGACUUCACCCCUGCCUCGGACGCUGCCACUGAGCCAGACCUUGACGACGACAAGAAGCGCAAACGCUCCAUAUCUCCCAUCCACUCCACCAAAGCGCAAUGUCUCACCACGACGCCCAGCCUGACAACCACCAAGAUUCUGCAUCAGUUGCGAAACAACGUGCGCCUCACCGACGAUGUGCUUAACGUGCUCUGCCAAGCCGCCAGACUCUUGUACAGCGCCAAGACCGCCCAAGUCAAAUACCCUCUCUGGUUCUACGACGACCAGCACUCCGCCGACGUUCCCUCUGCCCUCCGUAUCUCUAGCGACACUCGUCUCAUCUGCUUCCCCAUCCAUCACGCUUCUGAGCAUUGGUCGCUGGGUGUGCUGGAACCAGUGAGCCAUGGCUUCUUCUUCAGCCACUACGACUCCAUGCCCGAGGCACAGCGCUCCAAGGCUGUUUCUGAGCGAGUGCGUGCGUGGCUGGAUGCGCGUGGAUACCAGGACAAGGAGCUUACGAGCAAGGAAAAGAAAUGCCCUGUCCAAGAUAACGGCUGGAGCUACGGGGUCCACGUCGUCUUCUCGUUGAUGACAGUCCUCCAAGGCAACUCUUUCCCCGCUGACAUCGACAUCCACGCCGAGAAAGUCGCCCUUGUCCAACUGCUGCGCACCAUCGACUGCAGCAACGGCUUCACCCAGGAAGAAGCCUCAGCGAUCAAGGGAUUGGACCAUGUCCUCGACGAGGAAGCCCGAAUUGAUCUUGAGCACCGUCUCUCCACCGUCACCGUCCAAGAACUUGAGCGACAUCUUGUCACGGCAAAGGUCAUCCGGCACCAAGCUCAAUUGGACGAACACGCGGCGACAAUUGAACUCACCAAGCUUCGCGGCAAGAUGGAAGCCAGAAACGAGCUGCGAGACGAGAUUGAGAAUUCCCUGGCCCGCAUGCAACAAACCCUCACCCAGCACGCCAGCGACGUCUCCCGCGCCAGCAGCGGCGUUUUCAUCCACGAGCCUCUAUCCACAUCCGACGGUCCCCACGACAUGGGUCUCAUGACGCAGCUGGACCAAACCGCCGAGAUGCGGCUCAAGCGGGAUCAAACCAGCGACCACAGCGGCGUGCGCACGGGCGCCCACUGGAUGGCAGAGUCACUGCAGCGCACGACGGAUGAACUCGACGCAGCGGUUGCAGCUGCGACAGCGACACUGGCCGAAGCACGGACUGCUCUGUACAAGGCGCAGCGGGGCGUGGAGAGCUGCGAGAAUGCAAUCGAGGCCAAGGAGAACCAGGACGGGAAGACGACGGCGCUCGAGACGUUGGCCUUGUUGGACGUGGCGAUGAAGAAAGAUCGGGAGUUGUGGAUGGAGGGAAAAGUGUCGCUGCCGAAUUGA
Molecule: messenger RNA, 1824 nt
Organism: Fusarium sp. VM40
Lineage: Eukaryota; Fungi; Ascomycota; Sordariomycetes; Hypocreales; Nectriaceae
Source: the annotation of a GenBank genome assembly